AUGAGCUGUCACUAACUUUUUGUAGGACAUUUUUGAAACACAACAAUCAUGUCCUUAUAGCAUGACGUAAACACUGACACAAAAUUAAUGCCUCUACCAGAUUCAGAUGAUCACAAAUGACAAGUUCUUUCAGUCAAUCCCUCAUGCUCCCACUUAGCCUUCAAUUAUGAAGUGCCAUUGUGCUAGCUUAUUGAGCAUCAAAAUUUAUGCAACUAUUUUAAAUCGGGAAUGUCACAUUAAGAAUUCUUUUCUUUCUUUUCAGUGUGUUUGGACGCUUCGUAUUAAUUCCCUUUUUGGAGGGAAGAAGACGUCCGUAUGGACUUGAUGCCCAGCAAAGGGCCAAAAUUAACCGCGAGGAGGUUUUCAGUAGGGCAUCAAGUGCAAUAGGGAUGAUUGUUGGUGUCAGCCAGCAACUGGACCACAUUCUAAAGACAAGGACCCACGGAAUCGCUUCAAUCCUGGCUCAAUCCCUUCCUGAAUUAGACGACAGGUUUCUUAAAAAUUAUGGACUUUUAAUCAGCAUUGCUGAAAAAGUCAUUGAAAUGGCAGAAUUAGAGGGACUUGCUCCAGAACUGGCAACCACCUUCUUUAAAAAGAAGGUCUUUUCAAGUGUGAUGGAGUACCAAGUAGAUUUUACAAACUUGGAACUAGGCGCACCAGAAUCUGGGGAACCUCUUAUCCCCAAUCUCCUCAUGAAGUGUAUCACGGAAUACAAAAUACCAAUUCAACAGCUGUGUCAUUCUGGAUGAAGGCUAACACUGAACGGGGCAUGUACAGUGGGGUGGCUGUGACCUUAAAAUGGCUGCUGCCACUAAUAAAGCAAUUUGGUGGGACACACCCUCCAGAGGACAGGAUGCGUCAAGAAAUACGCACCCUGUCUAUUGGAGAUACCAGUGACAAGAAGCAGUAUUUCAAUAAGUUCACGAAUGGCACCACCAUCACAAGAGCUGCAGGAGGUGUUGAAGUAACCGCAAGAAGUUGUGUGCUUAUCAAAUAUGAAGCAUUUCAACCAGAAAGCAGGAGGGCUUUCAGAAAAGGUAUGAAUCACAUUAAAUCGACAUUGCUUGGCUAACUCAUGCAACCAUGUACAAUCAAUGUGUAAAAGUACAUGUAUAUGUGCUGAAGUUGUUACAAAUUAUGAGUUUUGUCAUGUAGCACAGUCCUCUCCUAGCAUAACGAUACACCCUAUAACAAUACAAUGAUAGGUUGUAGCAAUCUACAACCUCUUAACCCUCUAAACCAUGUGGUCAGCAUCAAAUUUGAUAUUUCAAUGACCU
This is a messenger RNA of Orbicella faveolata, 1277 nucleotides long. RefSeq lists its product as uncharacterized. Lineage: Eukaryota; Metazoa; Cnidaria; Anthozoa; Scleractinia; Merulinidae. The record is from RefSeq and is a predicted model, not a curated record.